UUGCCCUCCCACUCCCUAAAUCUUUUGCUUGUUUCCAUUAUCCCCCAAGCCAUUUCAGCCAGCAGCCUGCUCUCCCUUUAUCCCUCUGUAGUCAACUCAAGGCACUUCUAUAUAAGCAGGACUAGAGAUGCCCUAAGUUACACCCAGCUCAGUCAGAUUUGCUGCUGAUAGGUCUAUGGGUGGUGAUCCUUCUGCUCAGCUAUUGAUCUCAGUGCAUUUGACACCUUUCUAGUACCAAGACCUAUCUGACAAUAGCGAUUAAUUCAAUCCUAACAUUACGUUGCUUCAUAGUGUGGGAAUUGUGCAGCAGUGCAUAAUGCAGCAAUCAUCAUGUAAUGUUGUAGAUUCAUUAAGCCCAAAUGCUCUCUAUGUGUUGAGGUAAGUGAGCAGGUAAGUCUACAGAAGAAUGUUUGAGGUUCAGAAGGAAUUUUCCAUCAGGUCAGAUUUAAGGUGCACCUAUAUUAGUUUUGUUCUUAUUUCUGUACUGUGUGGCUUGGCUAACUGAAACAAGUCACCUGAAGCUAUUUUCCAUAGGAGGUGGGCCAUCACUGUGGGAAAUAGUUCCACCUAUCGUGCGAAGGCAAGAAUGUUUUUGAAGUCAAACCUAGGGACGUCAUGCCCCUCCCGCUCCCCAGUUCAUUCUUGCCUUCGUACGAACAAGAUUGGAAUUUCACGUAGCAUUUAGCUAAGUCUCGUAUUUGUUUGUCUAUUUCUCUUUAAAGCCUUUUUUCCGUUUUUGUUCCUAGCCUACUGAGGAUCCCCUCAGAGACCGCGACUGCGGCUCUCUUCCCCCUUUCCUCAGAGCUAUUUAAUUUCUUUUUUUUUCCUUGACUGGGGGCUCCCUCUGAGACCGCGGCUGCGGCUCUCUUUGUUUUGGCAGUUUCAAGCCUCCUCCCCCCCCGGCUCUGUCGUAUCCAUAGCCAGGGGGCUCCCUCAGUGACCGCGGCUGCGGUUCUCUUUUUUGAUCGCUUUUGAUCUCCCUCCCUGAUCGUUCCCGCGGCUGCAGCUGAUCCGAUCUUAGCGGGAGCUUGUAGCUGCGGCUCCCGCCGUUACUCCCUUGCCUCAGAUCGCCCUCGCUACGUGGCUUAAAUCCCACUGCGAAGGGCUUUACAGACGGCGGCUCUCUCUGCGGCGGCUGCCGUUUUUCCCCUACCUGCUUCUUCCGGGGUUUUUCUAGCGCCGCUACUGCGGUUUUCGGUGAGACCGUGCUGGGCAGCCCUUCCCCCAGUUCGCUUCUGACGGCCGCCAUUGCUCCUUCUCCCUCAGCCCUUUUUUGAUCGUUUUUUCCCGCCCUUUUUUCCGGGCGCCAUUUUUUGAAAUUCAAAAUUCCCGCCUUUUUUGUUACCAUUUAUUAAGCAUCGGAUACCUCCCCUGCAGGCUAUCUAUCUGUAUGUUUAUGUAUAUGUGCUGCUGACAAACUUACACAAGGCUGAUUUACACACAUUUUUACUGUGGCUGUAAUCCUAGUGGCCGAAUUAUAUUAUCAAGGCUGGAGCUCCAAUCCUAGUGGGCUGGAUUAUAUUAUCAAGGCUGGAGCUCCAAUCCUAGUGGGCUGGAUUACAUUAUCAAGGCUGGAGCUUUAAUCCUAGUGGCUGGAUUACAUUAUCAAGGCUGGAGCUUUAAUAUCAGUGGCUGACUUGUAUUAAAUCUGAUUUACAUUGUAUAUCCUGCCCCCUCUGGGGCCGUGAACAAGCCAAAAACCCAGCCUACAGCACUAAUCUGAGUGUGCCAACUCUAAAACAGCCUAUAUUAUAUUAACGCUGAUACCUCAGUGCAUUCUGCCCCCUCUGUGGCAGUGCAUUUCGCCAUCUGCCAGUGUAUCCUACCCCCUCCGUGGUAGUACACUGUGCCAGUUCGGGUCUUUACAUUCUGCCCCCUCCGUGGCAGUGUACUGCACCCAGGUUUAUAUAAGAUGGUAGAACAGCCAGGCAUGUCACCAUCAACACACAUGGUGCCAGAUCAGCCAGACAUGCCACAAUCAGCCAAGCCACAACAUCCUAACACGUCUAAGACCAGACAUGCCAAAGCACUGGCUAAGACAAAACAUCUUUCCAGCCAUAGUAAACCAAAGCGCCCUCGUUAUGUCUCUGUGCCAACCACUGCCACAGCACAGACACACAUAAGUGACAUUUUCCAUUCUCCUACUACUGCCUCUGACGAGGAAGAGUUUGUUGGCUUUCCCGCUCACUGUUCGCCUAACGAACCUACCUCUGGCUUACCGCCUCAGACAUCUGUUCCAACAGUUCACCAGGCACAUACAUCUCCCACAUCUGGUCUGCAGCCGUCUCCUGAUUUCCUCUCCCAACUCCAAGCCAUGCUGGCUUUUUUCACACGAAUGCAGUCACUACCACAAGUUCCUGCCAUACCCCCACUCAACAUGGACCAACGUGCGUGCCAUGAAGCUCAUCCUUCCUGCUCACCAGAUCCCUUUGAUGUAGCCAGAGGCAGAUGUACGGACGAAGCCUCGUAUGCGGAGGAGUCAACUUUCACUGACCAUGUUGAAGGAGACGACUGGAGCGACUAUUCAGAUCAUGAGGAGGAUACCUCGUAUCUCUUGUUCAAUACCUCAGAUUAUCAACCGCUAGCACGUAGGGUACUUCAUACCCUUGGUCUCCAGACUGCGCCUUCAACUUCGUCCGCCCCAGCUAUCAAAGGAGCCAAGGUCCUCAAAUCCCCUGCACCUACUGAACACUACAUUCCGGUGCCGGACCCAAUUGCCAAAUUGGCCUCCGAAGAAUGGGCUCGUUCACUCAAAGCCCGACGCUUCAAGAACCUGGCUGACAGAUUGUACGCCUUAGCCCCAGACUUUGCCACCAAGUUAGAUGUCCCUGGCAUAGAUGAACCAAUCGCUCGCCUCGUUUCAAGAUCUCUUUUGCCCAGGGAAGGGGAAUCCCACCUAAAAGAUACUACUGAGCGACGAAUUGACUUCGCCCUCCGCAAGAAUCACGAGGCCACUGCCUUAGCCAUGCGUGCCUCCGCUUCAGCCUCCAUAUUCUCCAGAGCCUCUAUGAUGUGGAUGGAUGACCUUCUAGAGGAUGCUAACCCUGAUCCUGUUGCAUUCAGAAGAACACUAUCGAAAUUACCUAAGACAGCAGCUUUUGUGGCCGAUGCCACUUUGGAUGCCACUCAAUUAGGGGCACGAGCCAUGACGACUCAAAUAGUCGCUCGUCGCACCCUCUGGCUUCGCCACUGGCAAGCUGAUUCAGCGGCCAGACUGAACCUGGCCAAGGCUCCUUACUCCGGAUCUCUACUCUUCGGUGAGGAAGCUCUAAAGGCAGUUCUGGUUGAUCCAAAAGACGCCCAAAAACCGGUUCUGGCCACAGUCAAGAACAUCGACCACAGGCCCUUCAGGCGAUUUCCCUCCUUUCGUUCUAACCAGUCCUUUCGAGGAACGCGGCCAGGAGGACGAGGCCGCGACUUCAGACCCUAUGACCCCAACGCAUUCAGGGGCUCCUGGAACCGAUGCUUCCAGGGCAGAGACCUACGGCUGGCUUGUCAACUUCGACAAAAGCCAUCUCCAACCAACCCAACGCCUACUACACCUUGGGGCAAUGUUGGACACCCUGCAGGCAAUGGUCUUCCUGGCUCCAGAUCGCAUCACUGCCAUCACAAGCAUCGCAAGGUCCCUGAUGCAACAAACAUCCGCAGACGUCAUGCUUCUCGCCAGAGCGCUCGGGAUGUUUAUCUCCACAAUCCACAUUGUGCCCUGGGCUCGAGCCCACACUCGGCCCCUUCAGUGGACUCUGUUGCCUUUUCAAAAAGACAUUGCCAGCUCCAACCAUCGCAAAGUUCAUUUGAGCCCCGCUCUGCGCCUCUCCUUCCGCUGGUGGACCAAGGUUCAACACCUCUCCAAGGGCACGUCGUUCAGAGAACCCCGCAGAACCGUCAUGACCACAGACGCCAGCCUCAUAGGUUGGGGAGCCCACUGCAACUCCCAGUACGUUCAGGGGGUUUGGCCCAACGCAGAGCAAUCUCGAAGCAUCAACUGGCUGGAACUAAAGGCUGUCCACUUGGCUCUAUGUCAUUUUCAGUCUCUGUUCCCUUUGCAUCAUGUGCUCAUUCGAACAGACAACACGUGUGUAAAAUCACAUUUGAACAGACAGGGGGGCACCAGGUCUCGUCCUCUGCAGGACUUAGCCUCCCUCAUCUUUGCCUGGGCAGAACAACAUCUACAAUCCCUGAAAGCAGAGCACCUCAGAGGGAUUUGGAAUGUGACAGCAGACUGGCUCAGCAGACAACAGGUCUUCCCGGGAGAAUGGAAACUUCAUCCAGCCAUUUUCCAUCGUCUCCAGUGUCGGUUCGGCGCCCUCUCAGUCGACCUGUUUGCUUCCAGUCACAAUUGUCAGCUUCCAAGGUACUUUGCCCGAUACCUGGACUCAACAGCAGAAGCAGUGGAUGCUCUGACAACACCGUGGCCAGACGGUCUAUUGUACGCCUUUCCUCCCAUACCUUUGUUAGCCAAAACCUUGAGGAAGGCGCGAACCGAAAGGGCACAGCUGGUUCUGAUAGCACCAUUUUGGCCACGCCGACCGUGGUUCUCAGAUCUUCUGGCAAUGUCAAUGAUGGAUCCUUGGACACUUCCAGUAACGCCAGACCUCCUAUCCCAGGGUCCAGUACUGCACCAGGACCCUACUUGGCUCAAUCUAACAGCGUGGCGUUUGAACGGAGACACUUGAGGUCAGCUGGACUGUCUGACGCUGUGAUUGAUAUUAUUUUGGCCUCGAGAAGACCAUCUACCACCCGUAUUUAUCAACAUACCUGGGUGGCUUUCUCCAAGUGGUGUCACUCCCACCACCACGAUCCAUCCCAGGCCACUGUGCACCAGGUGCUCCAAUUUCUCCAUAGUGGCUUUAUGAUGGGACUUCGACCCAACACUCUACGUCGACAUGCGUCUACUCUGUCAUCCAUUCUCUCAGUGUCCUCCCCUGGAGAUCAUAUUUCCUCACAUCCGUUCAUCAAACGUUUUUUGAGGGGAGUCGCCCUCCGCUCUCCGGCUGUCGUCCAUCGGUUCCCCUCAUGGAGUUUGCCAAAAGUUCUGCAGGCUUUGCAACGCCCUCCAUUUGAACCCAUCAGGACUGUGCCCCUACGUAUACUGUCCUUCAAGGUCCUGUUUCUGAUCGCAAUCACAUCUGCCAGACGCGUUUCGGAGUUGGGCGCAUUGUCUUCUGCUAGACACCUCUGCGUCUUCCAUAAGGACUCUGUUGUGCUGAAGACUGACCCUUCCUUUCGUCCCAAGGUCGAUUCAGUUUUUCAUUGCAACCAGGACAUUGUCUUGCCUUCCUUUUGCCCGGAUCCUACACAUCCUCUUGAAAAGGCUUGGCAUUCGUUAGAUGUUCGGAGGGCUCUCAAGACCUACCUGUCUAGGACCCAAGAGAUUCGACGAACGGAGUCUCUGUUUGUAUCCUUUCAUCCAAGGUCUAUGGGGCAUAAAGUAUCCAAUUCUACCUUAUCCCGUUGGUUAAGGGCAUGCAUUACUUUAGCAUAUGAGUCCCUGAAGCUGUCAGUUCCAGCUAGUAUAACGGCUCAUUCUACCAGGUCAGCCGCCACCUCGGCUGCUUUUGCCACUAAUGCUCCUGUUGCCGAUAUUUGUAGGGCUGCAGUCUGGUCUACCCCACACUCGUUUAUAAGGCAUUAUAAAAUUGAUCGUUAUGCCUCUGCUGAUGCAUCUUUUGGCAGACAAGUGUUGCAACAGGUUCUUAAUGAGGAUUAACAUGUGGGUGGUCCCUCCCUAUAUGGGUUGCUUUGGUACAUCCCACAGUGAUGGCCCACCUCCUAUGGAAAAUGUACCAUUGGUCUCACCUGAAAGGUGAUUUUCAUAGGAGUGGGCCAUCACGACCCUCCCAGUUGGAGGAUGACUAGAGAUUUUAUCAAUGGGUUACAUGUUAUUGUUACGCUAUUAUAUUUAAAUGUAAGAGUGAAGUCAAGACCUUUAGCUCUGUUAUGUUAUGUAGUUACGUUAGAGUCAUGUUGUUAUGCAUGUGACUAUUAUGCUAUUUUCCUGGCGGGCCUGUUGGCCUUGUUCUUGUAUUUUUAGAUAUCUCUUUUCAGACUCGCUACGAAUGAACUGGAGAGUGGGAGGGGCAUGACGUCCCUAGUCUUGACUUCAAAAACAUUCUUGCCUUUGCACGAUAGGUGGAACUAUUUCCCACAGUGAUGGCCCACUCCUAUGAAAAUCACCUUUCAGGUGAGACCAAUGGUACAUUUGUUCUGACAGUACCUACGAUGCACCUCAUUGCUCUUGCUUUCCGACUGUGGUACAUUGUGAUCUACUGUGUAUACUGGGUGAAUAGAUCAUCCUGCUCCUAUCAAGAUGUUGGAUUAUGUAGACCUUUGGUUUUUUGUGAACACGAAUUUGCCACAUAUUGAAUCAGACUGUUGGUUCAUAUAGCCCAGUGUUGUGUACAGUAGGGCCCUGCUUUUCAGCAGCCCUCUAAUACGACGGCUUUCAAUUAGAGUAAGGCUUCACUCAUACGGCGCUUGUUCCACUUUUACGGCGUUUUUCAGGCGUCGGGCACCUGCUUUUCAGCAGGUUUUGCUUUUAGGUGGAGGUCUGGAACGUAACCCGCCGUAUGAGUGGGGCCCUACUGUACUCUGACUGGGUUCAGCUUGCCAAGACCUCAAGUAACGUCUUUUCCAACCCAGCUACUUGAAAUAUCAGAAACUAAAUCUGGGCCCUUCUCAUAGUAUGUGGUCUACCUCUGUAGCUACCCCCUUGUGGCCUGUGUGAUGCUAAUCAUAGGGUGCUUGAGAAUUCAGACUUGGGCCAUUUCAUGCAGAAAUGAGCUAUAUCUGGACAGGAAUCCCAUCAGCUACAGACUGCCCUACUGAGUACAAAGUACAUUCCAGUUCAGCACAAAUAUAUCCUGUUCUUCCCUUUUAGCUUCCCUUUAAAGCCCACACCCAAAUUCUAAUGGCUUUGGGUCAGGCUGCUGACAGUAAUACUACUUCAUUGGUU
Messenger RNA from Rhineura floridana, 6955 nucleotides. RefSeq lists its product as uncharacterized. The record is from RefSeq and is a predicted model, not a curated record. NCBI's taxonomy places the organism in Eukaryota, Metazoa, Chordata, Lepidosauria, Squamata, Rhineuridae. Gene Ontology annotation, biological process: DNA recombination; DNA integration. Gene Ontology annotation, molecular function: DNA binding. The transcript has 2 exons. The coding region runs from base 1913 to 5710 and encodes 1265 amino acids.